This is a messenger RNA of Didymella exigua CBS 183.55, 1998 nucleotides long. RefSeq names its product cytochrome P450. The transcript has 5 exons. The record is from RefSeq and is a predicted model, not a curated record. Bases 1 to 1998 code for a protein of 665 amino acids. NCBI's taxonomy places the organism in Eukaryota, Fungi, Ascomycota, Dothideomycetes, Pleosporales, Didymellaceae. Gene Ontology annotation, molecular function: monooxygenase activity; oxidoreductase activity, acting on paired donors, with incorporation or reduction of molecular oxygen; heme binding.
AUGGCGCUGUUGGACUUUCUUUCGUCGCAAAAUCUGGAAACGCUGGGUACGCUGCUCAGAUGGGAACUACUGGUUUUCGCUGCGAUCCCCCUCGCCUUAGCCUACUACCUUCGAAGAUCCCAAGCCAAACCGCUGGAGCUGAAGCAGUACUCACACUUCCCUCAGCCUGAGCCAGCGGACCCUGUACGAGGUCAUUGGCCAUGGAUCGAGAAAGCUGCUGGGGAGGGCGACCCUCGACGCCAGUUUGACGAGAUGCUAUACGAGCAAGCCGAGAAGCUAGGUUUCCCUCCGGUCCUGCUCGUGGACUGGCGUCCGAUCGAGAAGUUCCCGAUCUUGUUCGUCUUGGACAAUGAAGUUGCGGAACAGGUUACCAAGCCAAACAAGUCGUUCAGGACCAGCAUGCCCAAGCACCCGGCUAUCCAGCAGUUGGCCCCCCUGGUUGGCGCGAGAUCUCUGGUCACAACAGAUGGAGACGAGUGGAAUGCUCUAUACAAGCGAAUUCGACCUGGCUUUCAACCAAAUCAUCUGCUUGGCUUGGUCAACGUCAUUGUUGACAAGACUGAGACGUUCGUUGAACUCAUGGAACAAGAAGCUGCAGCUGGCGAGACCUUCCGUCUUGAGUCGUACACUACGAAUCUUGUCUUUGACAUCAUUGGCAUUGUAACGUUUGACAUGGAUCUCAACGCGCAGAUCGACGGAAAGCAAUCCGAGGUUCUCUUGACUUACCGGGCACUCUCGCAGGCCUUCAACAAACGCCCAUUCGGCGGUGUAGGAUGGCGCGACUACUUCUCUGCAAACGAGCGUGAGAUUCGGUCGAAGGACAAGAGACUUGACAGCAUUCUCAAGGCUGAGAUCAAGAGGCAGCACAAAUCCUUGCUUUCCGGUAGCACUGAUACCAAGACCAAGAACAAAAGCGUAGCAACCCUCAGUCUUCACGGUAUCGAUAAGUUGACACCUCAGGUCCUCCAGCAGACGAGCGAUACACUACGCGGCUUUCUCUUCGCUGGGCACGACACAACCUCGAUUCUCCUGCAGUGGGCUUUCUACGAGUUGCACAUACAUCCGUCUGCCGCACAGACCUUGAGUGAAGAACUCGAUUCUGUCUUUGGUUCUGACACCCACCACUCUACUGUUGCCAAUGCACUGCGAGGAGCGGAUGCUGGAAUUCUUCUCAACAAACUACACUACACAGACGCCUUGAUCAAGGAAACACUACGCUUGCAUCCACCGGGCACGACCGCGCGCGUAGCACCUGCUGCAUCGAACACUACACUCACCCUGCCCGAUGGCGAUACGCUGUGUAUCGACGGCAUUUGCGUGACACCACGCGCAUACACCAUCCAACGCCAUCCCAAGACCUUCGGUGACACAAGAAACGACUUCAAACCCGAGCGCUGGAUCGGUGAAGAGGGAAAGAAGAUCCCUGAAAGCGCUUUCAGACCGUACGAGCGCGGGCCACGUCGAUGCACUGGGUCUGAACUCGCAAACCUCGAGACCAAAAUCAUCAUUGCUUGUGCGGCGCGGCACUUUGACUUUGUUAAGCAAGGACUGGGUGAGCUAGAUCUGGAUGAGAAGGGCAAGGUGCAGGUUGAUAAAAAGGGUAGGGCGAAGACGAAGGGAAUCAUGUUUAGCACGCAUCAGGUGACUGCAAAGCCGGUGGAUGGGAUGGAGAUCAAGGUUCAGGUCAAGGGAUCAGAUACACGCGUGGUAAACGAAGCACCCCAAAUAGUCAUCAUUGGGCGACUAAAUACUGGAAGGUCGUCUACGAUAUCGCGAAUUACAUUCUGUGCAGCUGCGGCUGCCGCAAAAUUUGUCAAUCCUGCCGUCUGUCCUCCCUUGUGCGAAUUUGUCGGUGCGGACUUCGCAGGCCUAUACUUCUAUCCUCCUACAUUCUUCAACAUUUCGACGGCAUGGGGCCAACGCCCGAAGCAUCAGAGCAGAAAUGUGCUCGUUGGCUUCGUGUUUUCAAGGAGAAGUCAAGGCUCAUGCGGUUUGUGA